AUGAAAUUAUACACGAUCUCAAUACUACUUGUCUGUGAAGUAUAUUCUAUGAUUUUCAACCAAAUAGUAGUUACUGCUUUGGGGAAUAAGUAUACACAAGGCUUAUAUUCCUAUACGGCUGAUCAAUUACUUACAAUGAAGUUUUCAGCAGGAAAUUUUAAAGAUCUUAAAAGAAAACAUCGUGUAGUAUUUGAAUUUAACAGGAGGAUAUCAAACUGCUGGAAGGAAAGCAUGAAAGAUGCAGACAAUUUACUAAGUUUAAUAUUCCAAGAUAAUGCGCAAGUAUCAAAAAUAAAUAAUUAUGGUUUUCCUAUACAAGUUCCACUUGAUCUGGCCAAAAUAGCAAAAAAUAUCGUUGAGCAACUUAUAGAGGGGAUUCCCCCACUUGAACCUAUUGAUUAUAUUUCAACCGAAACAUUAGGAUCAAUUUAUUCGCAAGAGUUAAAACAAAGUCAUGGUGUAAUAUCAAAGAACUUAAAGACAAUUUUAACAAGAGCAGCCUGCAGAUUGCUUCUAGGAGCAGUUAUAUUUUCUUCAUAUGAACAAAAUAAUCUAAAUAUAACUGAAACUAAAAUAACUCGAACAUCUCCUUAUUUGGAUGAUAUAAAUAUUAAGCCAAAAACCACAAUAAAACAAAAUAUCGUAAAGUCUUUGACUACUUUUUGGAAUUCUGUAAAAGGAUUAGGCCCAAAAUUUAAAAAAGGUAUUUUCAAACUCCUAAGAUUUGAAACAGAUGAAAUGCCUGAAAUAACAGAAGAAGUGAUUACAAGAUUUAAGAGUGAAAUACAAUCUUACAAUACAAAAAUAUAUGGUGAUCCUCUUUACUCAGAUAGGUUCAAGCUGGGAAGUGAAAUAUCUCUUGAUAGUGUACUUAAAUUAUUUUUUGCAAAACAAGAACACAAUGCACUUAAUCUAAUUAGUGAACUGCAGAAUUUUUUAGACUCAAUGCUUAACAUAAACAAUCAAAGAGAGGGAAUUUUAUUAGAUGUUGAUAGUUAUCAUCUCCCCCAGCCUGAAGAUAUUCCAGAUCAUAUGAAAAGCGAGGAUGGUUUAUCUACAAUCUUGCAAAUGAAAAUACUAGAUAGGAUCCCAUCAUUGUGUUCUGAUAUGACUAUACUGGCACUGCUUCCUAAUACUCUCAAGUUUAAAUCGUGUGUAUACUUUCUCGAGAUAAUAAUAAAGUUUCUUAAUGGAUAUUUUUAUUUAAAACAAAGAUGCAAGGAAGGUUCAAUAGAUAGAAAAAAUGUCACUAAGCAAAUCAGGUACAGAUCAGCUCUCAGAUUUACUCAGGGAAUUUUAACUUACUAUAAUCAGAAACACAUAAACUUUAGAGAGUCUCUAUACAAAACUAGUAAAAGUUUAAGAACUAACCAAUACUAG
Messenger RNA from Cryptosporidium muris RN66, 1380 nucleotides. RefSeq lists its product as uncharacterized. Bases 1 to 1380 code for a protein of 459 amino acids. The record is from RefSeq and is a predicted model, not a curated record. The transcript has 3 exons. NCBI's taxonomy places the organism in Eukaryota, Apicomplexa, Conoidasida, Eucoccidiorida, Cryptosporidiidae.